Humulus lupulus (European hop) is the source of this 1599-nucleotide messenger RNA. RefSeq lists its product as uncharacterized. The transcript is spliced from 3 exons. Lineage: Eukaryota; Viridiplantae; Streptophyta; Magnoliopsida; Rosales; Cannabaceae. Bases 1 to 1599 code for a protein of 532 amino acids. The record is from RefSeq and is a predicted model, not a curated record.
AUGGCUGGGAAUUGGGUCGAUAAUCCUGGAGAGGUAACUACAGCUUUUCUAAAUUACUAUCAGCAACUUUUGGGCUCGCGUUUGGCAGGAAGAAGGAGAGUGAGAUUAAAUAUAGUUAAUGCUGGAUGUGUGAUAACAGAGGCAGAGGGUAAAUUUCUGGUGUCUGAAUAUACAAGUGAAGAAGUGAAAAAAGCCAUAUUUGAUAUCCCAAGUAUUAAAGCUCCUGGACCAGAUGGUUAUCCAAGUUGUUUCUUUCAGGAUAAUUGGGAGAUAGUAGGGGAGGAUGUGAGUGCAGCAGUGUUGAAUUUUCUUCAUUCUGGGCAGUUGCUAAAAGAGGUGAAUACUACAAGCUUAACUUUGAUCCCAAAAACAAAUUGCUCAACUGGGGUUAGUGAUUUUCGACCAAUUGCAUGCUGUAAUGUGGUUUAUAAAGUUGCUGCCAAGUUGAUUUGUUCAAGGUUAUGGAACAUUUUACCUGUGUUGAUAGCUGAGAAUCAUGGAAGAUUUAUCAAAGGGAGAUACAUUGCCUACAAUAUUAUGGGAUAUUUUCCAGCAAAAAGAGGACUCAGGCAAGGAGACCCCAUAUCACCUUUGCUCUUUGUAUUAGGCAUGGAAUAUCUUACGCGUAUCUUGAGGAAAGUAGGCAACAAAACAGAAUUUCAGUAUCAUGAGAGGUGUACUCAACUCAAGUUGAACCACUUAUGCUUUGCGGAUGAUGUCCUGUUAUUUUGCCAUGGUGAUUUCAAAUCAAUAUACUUGUUAUUACAAGGCCUUAAGUUAUUCUCUCAGACAUCUGGUUUGCAGCCAAAUGAAACCAAAUCUGCUUUUUAUUGCUGCGGAAUGAGCUCCAUGGAAGUCCAACGAAUCAAGGAUAUUUCUGGGUUUGGGAGAAGCAAUUUACCAUUUAGAUAUCUUGGCAUUCCAAUCAACUCAAAAAAAAUAUCAGCUGAAGAGUGUGAAAUGUUAGUGGAGAAAAUGACUCUUCAAAUUAGAACUUGGAGCUCUAGAAACCUCUCAUAUGCAGGGAGAGUAACACUGAUUAAUUCAGUAUUAAUCUCAAUUCAUUCAUACUGGUCUCAAAUCAUGAUAUUGCCCAAAGGAGUAUUGCAGAAGAUAAGUGCCAUCUGCCAUGCUUUUUUAUGGAAAGCAACAUCUAAGCACUUGGGGCCCGGACUGGUGGGAUGGGAAACUCUUUGUAAAUCAAAAAAGGAGGGUGGAUUAGGACUUAAAAAUGUUCUAGAAUGGAAUAAGGCAGCUAUAGGGAAAUAUAUAUGGGUAGUGGCAACAAAACAAGACAACCUUUGGAUCAAGUGGGUUCACCAUGUCUAUUUGGGAACAGCUGACUGGUGGAGUUAUGAAGCCCCAUCAACAAGUAGCUGGUAUUGGAAGCAAAUAGUCAAUGUCAAAAAUAGCUUUAAGCAGCUUGUGGAUACCCAGAAAUUCGAGUCUGAAACAUAUCAGAUAAAACAGGGUUAUCGGUUAUUAUGGCCAAUACAGAGAGAAGUUAUAUGGAAUCAUCUGCAACAAAGUGUUACAAGAAGUGAAGGAUUGGCUAAAGUGGAGGACACCAGCAAUGUCGAUCCAUGGGCUGAUGAGUAA